Messenger RNA from Rotaria sp. Silwood2, 1092 nucleotides. NCBI's taxonomy places the organism in Eukaryota, Metazoa, Rotifera, Eurotatoria, Philodinida, Philodinidae. The record is from the annotation of a GenBank genome assembly.
AUGCAUUUAGAUACAAUUAUCGAUUGUACCGACAAAUUGUUAGCUCGAUGGCAUCAAAAUGAUGAUCCAACUAAAGUUCAUUUGAAUAUGAUCGAACAAACAGAACAACUUUUAUUUGCGAUUUUUGGUUUCAUUGGAUUUGACUAUGAUCUGCAAACACUCGACAAUGAUUGUGAAGAGGGGAAAAAAGAGCUUGUUCGUGCAAUGGGUACAUUUAUGAACACAGUAGUCAGAAUUGUGGAAAUGCCAAUAAUCGUUUGUCGUAUCUAUUUGUUAUUGAAUUUUGAAUAUCAACGAGCACGUGUAAUUAUCGAUCAAUAUAUACAACGAAUUAUCGAACAAGAAUUGGCAGAAACAGCAGAUAUAAGAGUCGAACGUAAGAGAACAAGUUUAAUCGCUUCACUGGUUUCUUCAUUGCAACGAGACGAAAAAAUCGAAAUGACAAAAUCCGAAGAAGACAAGAAAGGUCUUUCACGCGAUGAAGUAAUGGGUUUAAUGCUUUCGUUUUUUUCGGGCGCCUAUACGGCGGUAGCAACUGUAUUGGUUUGGUUCAUUCAUCUAAUGAGUAAACAUCCUGAAGUACAGGCGAAGAUCAAGAAAGAAUUGGCUGAAUACAAUCUUAAACGUCUUUCAAUUGAACAACUCGAUUCACUCAUCUACUUAGAUUGUGUUCUUCGCGAAGUGCUUCGCUUUGUACCAACCUCAGUUGGUUCUAUUCGAACACUUACUGUCGACGAUCGAUUACCAAAGAGUGGAUUUCAAUUGAGAAAAGGUGAACAAGUAUUUAUUUCAUUCUAUAGUUUAGGACGAGACAAACGUUAUUGGUCGGAUCCUGAUAAAUUUUAUCCGGAACGAUUUCUCAACGAAUCCGAGGAAGGCAAUAAUAAUAAAGCAGCCUUGAUUCCCUUCGGUGGUGGCCAUCGUCAAUGUCCCGGUCAAGAUUUGGCUCGAUUUGAACUUAAAGUCAUUUGUGCACGACUCAUGCAACUUGUGACAUUUGUCGAUGGUGGACCCGAAGUCAAUUCAGGUGGAUAUAAACAGAGAGAUACAAUAAAACCAAAAUAUAUCGGUGUCGCAAUUAAAUUCGACUGA